Molecule: messenger RNA, 528 nt
Organism: Heterobilharzia americana
Lineage: Eukaryota; Metazoa; Platyhelminthes; Trematoda; Strigeidida; Schistosomatidae
Source: the annotation of a GenBank genome assembly
AUGUUUCUAAGUUUAAAACAAUUUCGCAAAUAUCUUCUGGACCCAUGGGGGUCAAAAAAGAAAGAAGCACUAAAUUUCAUGAAACAAUCGGUAAAAGCAUUCAGUGAUGUUGAAAAACAGCUUGGUUUGAUUCGAAACAAUGAUUAUUCCAGUGAGAAUUUAGAACAAGAAGAAAACAUUAUGGAGGGUUACUAUCAACAAUGGAGUCAUUGUACUUUACUACGGCUAGACAAAAGUUUUUUCCCAGAUUUAUAUGAUAUGAAAUUACGUAUUUACUGUUUGUACGGGAAGGUCGCAUUUGAAAAUAAGAAGUUCAUUUUGGCUCGUGAACAUUACUCAAAGGCAUUGAAACUCAUAGAAGAGAAGUAUGACUCUGAAAGCAAAGAGACAGUACCAAUUUAUCAAGUUCUUGGUCGAAUUGAAGAAUGCAAAACUGGUGAUCAAGAUAUCGAAAACGCUGUAGCCCAUUUUGAUAAAGCGUACGAAAUUUCUAGAAAGAUUAUCAGUCUGUUUUCUACAAAUUGUUAA